This is a messenger RNA of Exserohilum turcica Et28A, 2077 nucleotides long. RefSeq lists its product as uncharacterized. The coding region runs from base 15 to 1889 and encodes 624 amino acids. Lineage: Eukaryota; Fungi; Ascomycota; Dothideomycetes; Pleosporales; Pleosporaceae. Gene Ontology annotation, molecular function: protein binding. The transcript has 2 exons. The record is from RefSeq and is a predicted model, not a curated record.
CGAACGUACAAUCUAUGGAGUUCCCAUUACUCAAAGUCCCCUUUGACAUUCUGUUCUGUAUUGCUGCCUAUCUAAGCCUCGAAGACAUUGUGCAUCUGGGCGCAACAUGUAAACAGUUGCGGGUACUCCUGAACGAACGGACAGUCUGCAGAAGCGUAGUCCAAAUGGAGUAUGCCUAUACAGAAGAAGCGAAAUUAGCAAGAGAAGAAAAAAUUACGUAUAGACAGGCGCUGGAGGCAAUUUACGACAGAAGAAAUGCUUUGUCUAGAGCACAGCCUUUUGAAGCACGUGUUUGGGGCACUGGAAAUGCGUUCGUUUAUCGACAGGGGAUUCUAUGCGCGCUCAAAGGGCAUAUAGUGCACGUUUCGGACUUAAGUUCGCAGUCGUGUGAUUUUUGUCUCGGUCUCGGCAAUUUCGUAAGACAACUCCUGGGACCUUCUUUCGCGUCGUCAGAGGAUUUGUAUCUGGGUCUGCUCAACUAUGCUGACGGGAUACUCUCUGUUUACGUUUUUCCAGAGAAGAGCGUUUCGAAUGGGGGUUACAUUUUCGCUCUCAAUACGCGGGUUGAAUGUCCUAGUAAUGAAAGAGUGGUCAGGGUAGUGCAGCUAGCUUCUAGUUCCAAGCUGUUUGUCAGAAAUACGGCCGACUAUCUGUAUUAUGGGACAUAUACAGGACGAGGAACCGACGGCCACCACAAGUGGGAGAUUGAAGGCAAGAGUUUGAACGACAAGAGCGAAAUACCAGAUGGUGCAAGAAAGCUGCUUCUUGAUAAUUUCCACGGAACGGAUAUCGGCUCCACAGUCGCCUUCGAGAUACACAACGACUACUUUUACGCCGUGUCUAACCAAAGCACGUCUGAAGUAGAAGAGAUUGACUAUACAUCUUUUUACCACGUUGCUCGUUUCCCAGUCAAUUCGGCGUUUCCAUCUAGUCUUGAAACGAACGAGCGGCUGUACCGUCGUCAGCACAAACAAGGACCAAUUCACGACUCGUGGACCGAUCUUACGCUGCAAGUGGAUGAGCGUACAAGUGAGACGGUGAUUGUUGAGUCGCGACGAGAAUGGGUUGAAGCAUCGUCUCGCCAAUCGCGUACGUUUUACGUCACCAGGCUGGAAUUUGGCAACGAAGAGAACGACUUGGCUGAUGAGUUGUUGCUGCCCGAAGAUGAUAUAUACCUCCCUGUGAUGGACUCGUCCAACAAACCCCACUGGAAACCUACGCCGGAUCUCUAUAGCUGGAGCCAACAUCCAGAAUUUUCCAGCGACAACCCUUCACCGCGCUCAUUCGUGCUUACGAAGACAAAGUUUAGGGCGUACAACUACGGAUGUAUGACUUUUUUGGAUGUCGUCGAGGACGAGCGGUGCUGCAACGAUACUUCGAGGCCGCCGUGUCUUAGGCUCCGAGUAGGAUCACGACGUGAGAUAGGUCGCAGUGAGACUCCGGCAAAUCUCAAAGGAAAGGCUGUCGUUGCUCAGACGAAAUCAAACUUUGUAGACAGCGGGACACGGUAUCAGCAUUCGCCUAUUCGCAUGUGGCCGCCUCCGGCAUCCUGUUGCCCAUGUUCAAGACGUUUACACGACAUACUUAACCCAGUGUUACCUGCCAGCGAUAAUUUUUACACAAGAAGUGUCAUGGGUGUGCUCGACGAGCGACGCCUCGUCCUAAUGGUGGAAGCAAGACGUGCAUAUAGCCCAAGUGACGAGACGACGCUGGGCACCAUUGUUGUCGUAGACUUUGGUCGCUCCAUAGAGAGUAAGGAUAGCAUAGCAUCAGUAGCUGGUGGCCCAGCACCAAUGAAAAGUAGUGGUAGAAAGAUUGAGGAAGAAUCCAGACUUGUGUGGAAGUGGCAGCCAGGAAUUGGAAAGCUGUGCCGCACUGGGGCGUGCUGAAAGACUUGAGGCUGUAAACCAGAGGGGUGGAAGGUUAGAUGGAUGUUGAGACUCAUACGGUGCGCCUAUUAUAACUGCUGACAUGUAAAAUGGCGUUUGACUGCUCAAAUGUGCUACGAGGCACGUGGGUACACACAUGCAGGCCAGGAAUGUAGGCUACAGCUUUGUUAUUAGGGGCAAUGAUCAAG